CUGAGCGCCGACGCCCGUGCCUUCCCCCUUCCUCGCGGGACUGAGCCCGGAGAGGACCCCGCCCGGCCCGGGACCGAUCCGCAGAGGAUCGGUUCCCGGUUUGUGCCCCGGAGACGCGCUGUCAGUAGCUCUGAGUUCUGAGGGUCACAGAAUAAAUGCCAUAUGAAAAACAGUUCAUCGGUCAUGGAAAAGCGUGAGACAUUUGUACAAGCGGUGUCUAAGGAGCUGAUUGGAGAAUUUUUGCAAUUUGUUCAACUUGCUGAAGACGCUUCUGACCCUUUCAACCUAAAUGAAUUACUAGAUGAAUUAUCAAGGAAACAGAAAGAAGAGCUAUGGGAAAGACUCAAGAAUUUACUUACAGAUGUGUUGUUGGAAAGCCCCGUGGAUGGGUGGCAGACGGUGGAGACCCAGGGUGGAGACAACAUGGAGACAGACCAUGGUUCAAAAAUGGAAAGAAACAUAGAAAUACUUCAUGCAAUUACAUCUGUGAUUCUUGCUUCUGUGUCUGUAAUAAAUGAACAUGAGAACUAUGAGGCCUUACUGGAAUGUGCUGUGAUCCUAAAUGGUAUUUUGUACGCACUGCCUGAAUCUGAACGAAAGCUGCCAAGUGCCAUUCAGGACUUGUGUGUUACGUGGUGGGAGAAAGGCCUGCCUGCCAAAGAAGACAUGGGGAAGACGGCUUUCCUCAUGCUGCUAAGGAAGAGCCUCAAGACAAAAACAGGAGCAGACAUAUGUCGGCUUUGGCGUAUUCAUCAAGCUUUAUAUUGCUUUGAUUAUGAUUUGGAGGAAAGUAGAGAAAUUAAAAAUAUGCUACUUGAGUGUUUCAUAAAUGUUAAUUACAUCAAGAAGGAAGAGGGAAGAAGAUUUCUUAGUUCUCUGUUCAACUGGAAUGUAAAUUUUAUUAAAAUGAUCCACGGGACCAUUAAAAACCAGUUACAGGGAUUACAAAAAUCUUUGGUGGUACACAUUGCAGAAAUUUAUUUCAGAGCUUGGAGAAAGGCUUCAGGGAAAAUCUUGGAGGCGAUCGAGAAUGAUUGCAUCCAGGACUUUAUGCACCAUGGGAUUCACCUGCCGCGGAGGUCCCCAGUGCACCCCAAAGUGCGAGAGGUGCUGAGUUAUUUCCACCAUCAAAAGAGAGUUCGGCAGGGAGUGGAAGAGAUGCUUUACAGAUUAUACAAGCCCAUCCUUUGGAGAGGACUAAAGGCCAGAAACUCUGAAGUCCGGUCAAAUGCUGCACUGCUGUUCGUGGAGGCAUUUCCUGUCAGGGACCCACACUUGAACGCUAUUGAAAUGGACAGUGAAAUUCAGAGGCAGUUUGAAGAACUGUAUAGCCUUUUAGAAGACCCUUAUCCGAUGGUCCGCUCUACAGGGAUACUUGGUGUCUGUAAAAUAACUUCCAAGUACUGGGAAAUGAUGCCUCCGACCAUUCUCAUUGACCUCCUCAAGAAAGUCACUGGGGAGCUGGCCUUCGACACAGGCUCGGCUGAUGUGCGCUGCUCGGUCUUUAAGUGUCUGCCAAUAAUUUUGGAUAACAAAUUAAGCCACCCGUUAUUAGAACAGCUUUUGCCGGCAGUAAGAUACAGUCUCCAUGACAAUUCCGAGAAAGUGAGAGUGGCUUUUGUGGACAUGCUGCUUAAAGUUAAAGCUGUGAGAGCUGCUAAGUUUUGGAAAAUAUGCCCCAUGGAGCACAUCUUGGUUCGUCUGGAAUCAGAUUCCCGGCCUGUGUGUCGGCGUCUGGUUAGCCUCAUCUUUAACUCCUUCCUGCCGGUGAACCAGCCGGAGGAGGUGUGGUGCGAGCGCUGUGUCACGCUGCUGCAGAUGAACCACGCAGCCGCCCGGAGGUUCUACCAGUAUGCCCACGAGCACACGGCCUGCACCAAUAUAGCCAAGCUGAUUCACGUGAUCCGCCACUGCUUGAAUGCCUGCAUCCGGAAGGCCGUCAGCGAGUGCGGAGAGGAGGACGAAGGCAGGGAGAAGGAGAACGUGAGUGUUCUGGACAAAACCCUGUCAGUAAGCGAUGUUGCAUCCAUGGCAGGUUUAUUAGAAAUCAUUGUGAUUCUUUGGAAAAGCAUCCACAGAAGUAUGGAGAACAAUAAGGAGGCCAAAGUCUACACCAUUGACAAGUUUGCUUCUGUGCUUCCCGAGUACCUGAAAGUGUUUCAGGAUGAUCGCUGCAAGAUCCCUUUGUUUAUGCUGAUGUCCUUCAUGCCAGCAUCGGCCGUGCCCACAUUCAGCUGUGGUGUGAUUUCCACAUUAAGAAACCAAGAGGAAGGAGCAGCAGACAGGAGCUACUGCACUUUGUUAGACUGUCUCUGCUCCUGGGGACACGUGGGACAUAUUCUGGAACUCAUCUGUGACUGGCUGCCAGAAGAGCAGCCCCAGAGAAAGAGUAACUCAGCAUCUAAGCGGAAAGUGCAAAUCCAUGAUACACGCCCAGUGAAGCCUGAGUUGGCGGUGGUUUACAUGGAGUACAUGCUGACCCACCCAAAGAAUCGGGAGUGCCUGCUCUCUGCUCCCCGGAAGAAACUGAACCAUCUUUUGAAAGCACUUGAAACGUCAAAGGCGGAUCUGGAAUCAAUGCUGCAUUUGCCAGGUGGGCAGCCUCACCACUUCAGUGAAGCAGCUGCCCUGCGGGCCUUCAGCCUACACUGUCGCUUGAGCAUCCACCUGCAGCACAAGUUCUGCGCGGAAGGAAAAAUGUACCUGUCCAUUUUGGAAGACACUGGGUUUUGGUUAGAAAGCAAAGUUUUAUCUUUUAUUCAAGAUCAAGAAGAAGAAUAUCUGAAGCUUCAUAGGGUUGUUUAUCAACAAAUCAUUCAGACCUACCUGACUGUGUGCAAAGAUGUCGUUAUGGUUGGCCUUGGUGACUGUAAAUUUCAGAUACAGCUUCUGCAGUGGAGUCUUGGAAUCAUGAACACAGUGAAGGGAUUCUUUUAUGUUUCAUUACUUCUUGGCAUUCUAAAAGAGGUAACUGGAAGUUCCUUGAAGCAGAAAAUUGAUUCAGAUGAAGAAGUUGCAACGCUGUUUGACACAGUCCAGAAAGUCUUUCAGAAAAUGUUGGAAUGUAUGGCGUGGAGCUUUCGGAAGCAACCGGAAGAAGGCCUGCGGCUCCUGUAUUCUGUUCAGACUCCUCUUCAUGACUUUAUAACGACUGUUCAGUCUUGGCACACGGACACGCCCAUUCACCGGGAUAUGCUUUCCACUCUGAUUGCUGCCUCUGUCGUCGAGAUAAGUCACCGACUGCGAAAGGUUUCGGAUGUAGAAGAGCUCACCCCUCCAGAGUGUCUUUCCGACCUUCCACCAUUUUCAAGGUGUUUAAUAGGGAUAAUCAUGAAAUCUCCGAACGUGGUCAGGUCAUUUUUAGAUGAAUUAAAAGCGUGUGUUACUUCUGACGAUAUUGAAGGGAUUGUAUGUCUCACAGCUGUUACGCAUAUUAUUUUGGUUAUUAAUAAAGGUAAACAUAAAAGUUCAACAGUGAAGGAUGUUGCAGCCACUAUUCACAGAAAACUAAAGACAUUCAUGGAGAUAACUUUGGAAGAGGAUAGCAUGGAGAGAUUUCUCUAUGAAUCGUCAUCAAGAACUUUGGGGGCAUUUUUGAAUUCAUAACCAAGCCAACAUCUUUGAUCAUGCACAAAUAGAGGAGAAGGACUUAUAGAAAAUGAAAUGGAUGUUUUUUUCCCCUAGUGUUUUUAAUGUUAAUAACCCACAUAAUAGAGAAGGGGUGGGAUUUAUUUGAGGGAGGUAUGAGUAGGAGUUCAAAGGUUCUUAAAGUUUUCCCCGUGCCGGCAAAGUAAUAUAUUUAACGUGAAGGACUCCAGGCAUCAAUGGUGCAGAAACCCAUGGUGCAAAGAAAAAGAGAGACACCUUUCCAGCAAACCUGGUUGUUUUAAAAAUGACUUUUAUAUAUAAUGUUGCUUGCAAACUGUAAUAAAGCCAUGGCAACAUCUUCCUGUAUACUUUACUUAAAUGUACUAGUCGGUGUUCUCCCCCGAGGGGCAGGGCUGAAUUCUGGGGGCCGCCCUUCGUGGACAGCAGAGGGCACAGCCCGGUGGGCGCAAGGAGGCCACCCACAUGCAGGAUCCUGGAUCCUCUACUGGCCUUGAGGCUGAUUGGGCAUGAGAUGGGCCCGUGGCUGUAAAUACGAGGAACGCAGAACCGAGUCACUCAGCUCAAGCUGAACCACCAUUAUCUUACCUUCUCUCUCUGAGGCUGACGUGGUUGGAUGGAGGACUGGCCCCAGGCUUCCUGGCUGCCUCAUCCAGACCCCAUCUUGCCCGCCCGGUAUACCAGGAAGUGUCCGCGUCCAUCCCUGGUCCCUGUUGGCCACCGUCCUCAGUCGUGGCCUGUCAGCCUCCUGGGGCCUGGGAGGCCACCUUGUGACGGACAGGAAGGGAUCACUUCAGUCACACACUCAUUCUGUCCUCAGCCCCCAAGCAAAACAGUAAAGAAACGCCAGGUUUUCAGGACCUCUGUUUCUUCUCCAGGAAAGUACAGAAACGGACUGUUUCCUGCAGCUGCGCAAGAGCCUUAGGGUAGCUGAGCUGCGUAUUCUGAACCGCCAUAUUCUGUCUGGCGGCGUCAUGUGUCGUCUUCUUUGUCUUGGGCCGAGUAGCCGAACCUACGAAAUGGACUGAGGAGUGUCUUCCUGCACUCCUGGGAGAGUUUCUGUGAGAUCCGAAGUACUUCUGUGGGUUUGUUGCAGCACUCAGCCCUAAAAUGCUAGAUUGGAGAUUGGAGUUUCCUUUGUGGGAAGAGAUUAA
Messenger RNA from Rhinolophus ferrumequinum (greater horseshoe bat), 4760 nucleotides. It is a transcript of the gene NCAPG2, whose product is annotated as non-SMC condensin II complex subunit G2. The transcript has 28 exons. Gene Ontology annotation, biological process: mitotic sister chromatid segregation. Gene Ontology annotation, cellular component: nucleus; condensin complex. NCBI's taxonomy places the organism in Eukaryota, Metazoa, Chordata, Mammalia, Chiroptera, Rhinolophidae. The coding region runs from base 163 to 3606 and encodes 1147 amino acids. The record is from RefSeq and is a predicted model, not a curated record.